Messenger RNA from Tarenaya hassleriana, 820 nucleotides. RefSeq lists its product as uncharacterized. Gene Ontology annotation, biological process: negative regulation of organ growth. NCBI's taxonomy places the organism in Eukaryota, Viridiplantae, Streptophyta, Magnoliopsida, Brassicales, Cleomaceae. Gene Ontology annotation, molecular function: anaphase-promoting complex binding. The transcript is spliced from 3 exons. Bases 52 to 546 code for a protein of 164 amino acids. The record is from RefSeq and is a predicted model, not a curated record.
AGAGAACGAAAUUCGAGAAUUUUCUUUGGCACAAGAAGGACAUUACAAGAAAUGCGAAUAUACAUCAGGAACAUGAUCCGAGACAUCUUCCUCUCGACUCAAAAGGGAAAGUACGAUAUACUGAUAAUCUAUCGACCUCAAGUGUGUGGACUGGAUCGGCAGCCGUCGCUAUUUCAAGUGUGUGGACUGGAAAUGGCUAAUGGAGUUGUGGAGCUUUCCCGCUCAGUUCCGAUGAGCAGUUUGUCUCCGGCUCAUUCGUGGGUGUCGACCACCGCCGUCACCGGAGGCGGCGGAAGCAAUGGCGCCGCCGCCGGUUUGGAAGAUUUUCGUUUUCCGCCUGACAUCGCUUCUAUACAAGAGCGCAAGGACGAAGCCAUGCACGUAUUGAAGGCUAACUUAAUGGCUGGACUAGAUAGGCAGGUUAAGUCUUUGGAAGGUGACAACUGGAUAUUCGAAGGUCCUCGUUCGCGUAUCAAUCUUAUAUCCAGAAGAGGUGGGCAUAUGCAGAAACAAGCUGAGACUGCAAAGAACUCAGGAUUGGCUUAACUGCCUAAAUGAGGAUCUGAAGCUAUUUUAUAACCAAUUUGUCAGCAGAACUUUCCGGAUGCAGUUCUUUCCUUAUAGAAAAUCUUAACUUUCGCCAUGUUUUCUUAAGCUUUUAUGAUAUCUAAAUUACUGUUUGAUUGGUGCUGCGGUUUUGGAACGUCUAGAAUUCCAUUUGUUUUGCCUAUCCAUUGAUUAGGACAGAGGACCAGAUCAAUGAUUGAUAGUAUCAGAUACAAAUUUAGGCGUCUUUCCCGUUUUUUUUUUUGUUUUUUUU